GCCGGGGUAAUCGGCACCACAUCUGCCAGCCCCUGGGGAGCCUGGGUGAAGCCUGCACCUCAGAGCCCAGCCAGCCAUCCCCGUCCCCUGGAACACGGGGACUCCUGGAGGGCACUGGCCAGCCGUGGCUGGGCCUGAAUUGCCCUGUCCUACCUGAGCCUUCCAGAAGAGGGGUCUCCCGGACUGUAGGGCUGAAUCCUCAAGGAGCUGGAACCUUCCACACCUUGGAGAGAAUGAUGACCCAGGUGGGCUGGCAGCCCAGCGUGCCGAAACUGAAAAAGAAGUGGCUCUUCCCAGCUUCCUGCAGCUUCUUCUUCCUGCUCUCUGUGGUUAUGACUGGCUGCUUCCUGUGGCAAUAUCACCUCCCCAAGCUGGACACCAGUUUCUUGGGACCAGAGGUGGCCUCUGCCCCUGUGAGGAUGUGUCCUCGACACCCUGAGCCUGUGCCGCUGGCCCACCCCCUCCCUGUGUUGAAGGAGGCCCUGGAAAAGGUGGACAGGAUCCUGCGUCAGGCACUGUCUGCCCCGGGCCUGGCUGCCAUGUCUGCAGUCGUCAUCCACAAUGACACCGUGCUCUGGACCGGGAACUUUGGGAGGAAGAAUGGAUCAGACCCGGCCUCUGGGCCCCCCAAUGAAUACACUAUGUACCGAAUCUCCAGCAUCUCUAAGAUCUUUCCAGUCCUCAUGCUGUAUCGGCUGUGGGAGGAGGGCACUGUAGCCUCUCUAGAUGACCCUCUGGAGCGGUAUGCCAGCACCUUCACCAUUAACAACCCGUUGGGCAUGGCAUCAGCCCCUGAACAACAGAGCUUGAUGGAUGAGUUGGAGAAGGUGGGCCCAGCCCCAAGGCCUUCGUCCGUCACCCUCCGAAGGAUGGCCAGCCAGCUCUCAGGGCUGCCCAGAAGGCUCCGCUCUACUUCCCUGCUGUGGAGGGGCAGCACCCAGGAGGCCCUGAGCCUGCUCAAGGAUGAUGUGCUGGUGGCAGACCCGGGAACCAGGUGCCAUUACAGCACUCUGGCCUUCUCGCUUCUGGCCCAUGUCCUCGCAGCGCACACUGCUCAGGGCGACUACCAGCGCUGGAUCCUGGAGAACGUGCUGGAACCGCUGGGCAUGGAGGACACGGGCUUCGACCUCACGCCCCUAGUGCGCGCCCGCCUGGCGGCUGGCUUCUACGGCAGCGGCCGGCCGGCGCCGCUCUACGACCUGGGCUGGUACCGGCCGUCCGGCCAGAUGUACUCCACCCCGGCGGACCUGGCCAAGCUGGCCAUGGUGCUCCUGGGCGGCGGGCCCCCGCUCCUGCGGCCCGACGCGGCCAAGGCCCUGCUGGCGCCGCUGCUGGCCUGCUCGGGCGCCUACUUCGCCAACGAGACGGGCACCCCGUGGGAGUUCCACGCGCAGGGGGGCUACCGCGUGGUGCGCAAGGACGGCGACCUGGACGGCUACGCCGCCACCUUCUCCCUGGUGCCGCCGCUGCGCCUGAGCCUCGUGCUGCUGCUGGCGGGGCCGCGGCCACCCGGGCGCGACCUGGUGGCGCAGGCCUACGACGUGCUCCUGCCCGCCAUGGAGAGGGCCCUACGCGAGGCCGAGCCCAGCCCCGCCCCGCCGCCCAGCGCGCGCCCCUUCGCCGGCUACUUCACCUUCGCCAACCAGACUUUCUACGAGGUGCGCCCCGGGCCGGAGGGCGAGCUGCGCCUGCGCCAGUUCGGGCCCCGCGUCGAGGCGCUGGUGCCCCCUGCGUUCCGCACGCUGGCGCUGCGUCACCUGCGCGGCCGCGUCUUCCAGCUGCACGUGGCCCGCGAGUUCCCCUGCGAGCUGCCGCUUGGCGACGCCUGGCUCUCCCUUGAGGCGCAGCACGGGCAGCUAGUCAACUUCUACCCCUUGGACCGCCACGGACUGUCCCCUGGCUUCGACGUGCCGGGCCUGAACACCUACAGGGUGCUGCGGCUGCAGCGCAAGCCCGUAUUCAAGACCCAGUGACCGCGGGCUCUGUCGGGAGCCUCCCCCUUGCUGGCCUCCGGGCUUUCCGAUCUAGAGUUGGAAAGGCGGAGCUGGGGAGAUGUGUUAGAGGAGCGAGUAGUUGGCAAAGUGGGGUAGGGUGUUUGCUGCUCAGAGUGUGGACCGCGGACCACAGCUGUUUUUUGUCCACGGGGUGGAAGAGUUCAGUACGGAAAUUUAGAGUAAACAUUUAGAAACUUUCAUAGCAAGUUGAUAGAGCCCCUUUGGGCUUGUAUUUUGUCUUCGUACUAAAAAUCAACUGAGUUUUAAUUUAUAUAAAAUGAAAUGCACACGUUAUCAGGGUACCGUUCCAUGAUUUUGACAUUUAUGCCCACUAUAAUCAAGAUAUGGAAAAUUUCCAUUAUCCCUCAAACGUCUUUGCUAUUCUUUUGCGGUCAGUCCCCUUCCCUGCACCCAGCCACCGAUCUACUUUUAUCAUCGUGGAUGAUUUUGCCUGUUCUGGAGUUUCAUAUAAAUAGAAUCAUACAGUGUAGCCUUUUGGGUCGUCCCCCCGCCCCCAGCAUGACGUUUUUGAGGUUCACCCAUGUCUGUGUGUGUAUCAAAAGUUUGUUCCUUUCUAUUGCGAAGUAGCAUUCCACUGUAUGAGUACACCACAUUUGCUCAUCCCUUCACCUGUUGAUGGACGUUUGGGUUGUUUCCAGAUUGGGGCUGCUAUGAAAAAGCAUUCCUGUAUAAGUCUUUUUGUGAAUACAUGUUUUCAUUUCUUUUGGUAAAUAUCUAGGCAAGCCGUGAAGUUUUCCAAAGCACUUGUACCAUUUUACAUUUCCACCGGCAAUAUGUGACCCUUCUGUUACUCCACGUCUUUGUGAAAACUUAGCAUUGUCAGUCUUUCCAACUUUAGGCAUGCUAGCGGUUGUGAAGUCCUGUCCCACUGUGGUUUUAAUUGCAUUGUAUUGCUCAUAUUGUAGAAAUUCUUUCUAUGCUCUGGAUACAAGUGCUUUGUCAGAGCUGGUAUUGCAAAUCUUUGCAAGUCUUUGGUUUGCCUUUCCAGUUUCUUAAUGAUGUCUUUUGGUGAAGAGCAGAAGUUUUAAAAUGUUGAUGGCUUUUAUGCCUGUUGGAUCUAAUACAAAAUUUAAGCUAGCGUUUUGCAUGUCCGUUUAAAAAUUAAACUUUAUAUUUUGAGGUAAUUGUAGAUUCACAUACAGUCAAAAGAAAUAACCAGUGUACCAUUAAUCCACUUUCCUCCGAUGGAAACAUCUUGCAAAACUGUAGUACGAUAUCAUAAGCAAGUUGAUAGAGUCAUUGACAUUGAUGGAGUCAAGACAGAGAACAUUUUCGUCAUCACAAGAAUCCCUCUUGCCCUUUUCUAGCCAUGCCCAGUUGCUUACCAACACAACCCCCUCCUGAACUCCUAGCAACCACCAAUCUGGUUUCCAUUUCUGUAAUUUUGUCAUUUCAAGAAUAUUAUAUGUAUGGAGUCAUACAAUAUGUAAUUUGGGGGGACUUUUUUUUUCACUCAGCAUAAUUCUCUGGAGAUUUUCAAGUGGUCGCAAGUAUCAACAGCUUUUUUCUUUUUGUUGUAGAGUAAUAGUUGCAUGGUGUGGAUGCCCCACAGUUUAUUUAACCAUUCAUUUGAUGAAGGAUGUCUGGCUUGUUUCCAAUGUUAGGCUAUUACGAAUAAAGCUGCUAGGAACGUUUGUUUACAGGUA
Leopardus geoffroyi (Geoffroy's cat) is the source of this 3661-nucleotide messenger RNA. RefSeq names its product lactamase beta like 1 (gene LACTBL1). Bases 234 to 1973 code for a protein of 579 amino acids. NCBI's taxonomy places the organism in Eukaryota, Metazoa, Chordata, Mammalia, Carnivora, Felidae. The record is from RefSeq and is a predicted model, not a curated record. The transcript is spliced from 8 exons.